Molecule: messenger RNA, 1969 nt
Organism: Dromaius novaehollandiae (emu)
Lineage: Eukaryota; Metazoa; Chordata; Aves; Casuariiformes; Dromaiidae
Gene: LCMT1
Product: leucine carboxyl methyltransferase 1
Exons: 11
Coding region: 17-1099 (360 amino acids)
Biological process (GO): C-terminal protein methylation
Cellular component (GO): cytosol
Molecular function (GO): protein C-terminal leucine carboxyl O-methyltransferase activity
Source: RefSeq, a predicted model, not a curated record
GGGCGGACGGCACCCAAUGGAAGGCGGCGGGGGCGGGGCGCCGCGGCUGGCGCGCUCCCCGGCGCUCCCGUCGCCCGCGCCCUCCAUGGCGGCCGCCGCCCGCGACCACCUCCCCGCUGCCGGCCUCGACGAGGCGGACGAGGCGGUCCGGGGCACCUGCGAGGACGCGUCCGUCUGCAAACGAUUUGCUGUAAGUGUUGGCUACUGGAAGGAUCCUUACAUCCAGUAUUUUGUGAGACAGGCCAAAGAAAGAAAAGCCCCUGAAAUCAAUAGAGGCUAUUAUGCUCGUGUUCAUGGAGUCAGUUAUUUGCUUAAGGCUUUUCUAAAGAAGACAGAAUGCAACUGUCAAAUCGUUAAUCUUGGUGCUGGCAUGGAUACUCUGUUCUGGAGAUUAAAGGAUGAAAAUCUUCUUCCUAGAAAAUAUUUUGAAGUGGAUUUUCCAAUGAUAGUUGCAAGAAAAAUACAUAAUAUCAAAUCAAAACCUCCCCUGUCAAAACCAAUUAUGGAAUCCCAUUCAGGGGAGUCUCUUCUAAUAGAUUCUCACAGCCUAGACUCCAGUCGAUAUUCCAUAAUAGGAGGAGAUCUCCGUUUCUCAUCAGAUCUGGAGGAAAAGCUAAAGAAACAUAACCUGGAUAUACAAUUGCCAACUCUCCUGAUAACAGAAUGUGUGCUGGUUUACAUGACGCCACAACAAUCUGCAAAUCUUUUGAAGUGGGCAGCAAGCACUUUUCCAGUGGCAAUGUUUAUAAAUUAUGAGCAGGUGAACAUGACAGAUCGGUUUGGACAGAUCAUGAUUGAGAACUUGCAGAGAAGACAAUGUAACCUGGCCGGAGUGGAAGUCUGCAAAUCCUUAGACUCUCAGAGGGAACGAUUGCUGUUAAAUGGCUGGGAAACUGCACAUGCCAUUGAUAUGAUGAAAGUAUACAGCUUUUUGCCACAGGCUGAUGUGAAAAGGAUAGAAGGACUCGAAUUCCUAGAUGAAAAGGAACUCUUUGAACAACUAAUGCAGCACUACUGCAUCUGCUGGGCUUCAAAAGACAGCAGUAAUCUGGGUAAUGUUCUCCAAGAUCUAGAAGGCCUUGCAAGCAUCACAUUUUAAUAUAUUUGCUUGAGGGAAGCCAUGGGCCCAGAAGCCACAGCUACUGCCUUCUGCCAGAGACAAGACUGAAGAGAUGAUGGGACUUUGCAUGUGCCAACUUCAGUUUGCUCAUCUGUGUAAGCAGCGCCAGUGAAAAAGUGACCAGUGCUGCAGAUGCUGACUCUCCUCUUGGCUUUUGGUAGUUUUAAUAAAUAUUUUUUGACCAUUGUGAGCAGUUGUUCUGAUGCAAGACUCGCCUCCCUUUUCUGGAUAUAUAAUGACGGACUUUUAUAAGAUGUCAGUAAUUCCUGUUUAAAAGCUCACCUUCCUUAGCUUAAAACAAAGUAAAGUGUUCUUGUAUUAUAUUAUUUUCCUCUCUUGUCUUCUUGUGGAUGUGUAAAAUGUAUUUGUGACAGGAAAGUGGGAAAACAGUACUGAGCUGCAUUAUUGGAUAUCUCUUUGCACUGUGCACAGCUGAUCAUGAAGGUUAAUCUUUCUAUUCAGGUUUCAUUUUUAUGAAGUGUCAGCCUGUUGGCUUUCUCCAGGCCUUUACUGUUGUGACAAGGCUGUUACUGUAUUUGGUCUGUUUUUGUAGGGGAAGGGUGGAAUCAGAAAGGGAUCUGUGAUUCUUAGUGAUGUACAAGAAACUGGAUGAUGUUAAAGCAGACUUUAUUUAACUGGGAGGGGUUUAGUUUGCCAGUUCAGCACUGGGAUUGUAAAGGUAAGAAACAUUCAUUACAUUUGUGCUGCUUCUGGCAGUGUCUUUACACCAGUUUUGCAUUCUUUCCCCUUAAAAGAAACUCAACAGCAACAAAAGCCCUACCCUGUUGUUUGAAAUAGAAUCUUGCAACCUUCCUAUAUGAAAAAUAAAUGUCUAGUAUUUAUAAUUUG